Molecule: messenger RNA, 1053 nt
Organism: Arachis stenosperma
Lineage: Eukaryota; Viridiplantae; Streptophyta; Magnoliopsida; Fabales; Fabaceae
Product: prefoldin subunit 6
Exons: 6
Coding region: 493-888 (131 amino acids)
Biological process (GO): chaperone-mediated protein complex assembly; protein folding
Cellular component (GO): cytoplasm; prefoldin complex
Molecular function (GO): protein-folding chaperone binding
Source: RefSeq, a predicted model, not a curated record
CAGGUGCCCACCUUUUUCCCCUUUCCCUCUCUGAAGCCCUAAUUGCUGAAGAUCACCCCCAGCCCCCGCUAUCUCCUCUCUCGACUCCCUUUCUCAGUUUCUCGUCACUCUCUCCCACGACCUCAAGCUCUCGUCAGCUCGUCUCAUCUCCGGUCUCUCACCUCUCGUCUCCGGUCUGUCAAGCUCUCGUCAGGUCAAGCCCUCCGUUCCCUGCGCUCCCUUCGCCGGCGGCAGAAGCAGACUGAACAGCAUCUGGUCCCUCGGGUGGUGGUGGUGGUCGUCUUCUUGCUUCUUACGGGCUCUGUCUCGCACCUGGUCUCGAUCUCUCCCUUCCCUGCGCUCUUCGUCGCCGGUAGCAGAGGCAACAGAUCCCGGUGGGCUGGUCUUCGUUGUGGGUCUUCUUGCUUCGAGCCUUGCCGUCAUCUUCUCCCUCGCCAUCAGGUUCUCCUUCGCCGUCAGCUUCCUUCGCCCAACCGGAUUUGAGUGUUGAGAAUGAGUUCGUUGAGCAGUGCGGUGCGAGAUCUUCAACGCGAAUUAGAGAACAAAACCAAUGAUCUCUCCAAGCUUCAAAAGGAUAUUGCAAAGAAUCACCAAGUUAGAAAGAAGUACACUGUCCAACUUGGAGAGAACGAAUUGGUCCUUAAGGAAUUGGAUUUAUUGAACGAAGAUGCAAAUGUUUACAAGCUGAUUGGUCCAGUGCUGGUUAAGCAAGAUUUGGCUGAGGCCAACUCUAAUGUCCGCAAGAGAAUCGAAUACAUCACUGCUGAAUUGAAGCGUCUCGAUGCAACUGUUCAAGAUUUGGAAGAGAAGCAGAAUAGCAAGAAAGAUGCGAUACUAAAAUUGCAACAGAGAAUUCAGUCCCUUCAGACUUCGAAAGCCAAGGCAUAAUCCUCGCCGACAGAUUGUUUUAGCGUUGUAAUAAAUUUUACUCUGCUAGGGUUGUAUGUGCUUUUGUGACUCCUGUUUUGGACUGAAGUUGCAUUUUAGGGGUGUUUUAGAAAUCCUUUUGAAGUGCUAUUGUUAGUUAAUACGAUAUCCAUAUCUUUGUUACUA